CACUUGCAGUUUAACAUGGCCGUUAAAGGAGGAGGGGUCCUUUUACUCUUUAUGUUCAUUGUGACAUUACUCAACCCUGUCCAUGGAUUUGAGCUACAAGUUAAUGCUAGCAAUUUCAUUUUUAACAAAACAUCAAUCAGCAUUGAACUGCACAGUGAAGCCCUUGAUGUAACAAUCCCUAUUGGGCCAAUACUCAAUCAUGAAAGUGCUUCUAGCAAGUCCGGUGACAUAGAAAGCAGUAAAGGUGCUAUUAUCACUUGGACUGUUAUUCUCAUGGACAACCAACAAGAUAACUUCACUCUCACUCUUCAAGAAACUGUUCAAAGCAAUGAUACUUCACUAAGUUUGACUAUAUAUGGUACGAUUGAAGAACCUCAUGUUUGGUCACUAGGAACUGGUCUGGAGUCAAGGAAAUGUCAAACAAAAACUUUAAAAUGUGCCACAACCUCCGAAACUAAUCCAGUUCUUGUGUACGACGAGGCAUUGCUUAAGAUUGUUAACUAUUUAUCUGAUCCAAUCAGUGUCAAUCAACUGUCAGCCAUUUGCUACACGUGUAAAGACAUUUAUCUCACAACGGUUUAUCCAAAUGAAGUGGUGUACAUUAUAACUGAUACUAAAUAUAAGAUAACAUUUCACUUGUUCCAGAAUAAUAGUCAAUAUUUUGCAAGUCACUCAGAUCAUUUUAAUGAGCACAGCAUUCAAACGUGGACUGUAUAUGAUCUGUCAAAUACCACCUUCAUUCCUGAUGAAGACCACCCAGGACAGAAUGCUAAUCUACCUAUCCUUUAUGUUGCUAUUGUAUUGCUUGGCAGUUUUAGCAUAUGGAUAAUUGGUAUUAAUGUUUACUAUCAAAUGAAGAAGAAACGUCUUUUUCAUUGUAAGAGAGUGGACAGAGAAAUCAGUAAAGAUCUUGGGGAUCCCGAUAAAGUUAAUUAUGGUGCGCUAAACAACGGAGAAACUGCUAACCUGUUGGAUGAUCAAAAAGAGAAAGCAACUACAGACUUAUUAAAUGAAGAUCCACUGUCUACUAGAAAGAAAGAGAGACUGAGAUCAUUAGACACUUUCAGAGGGAUGUCUUUGAUCAUCAUGAUAUUUGUUAAUUAUGGUGGAGGCGGUUACUGGUUCUUCAACCACAGCAUAUGGAACGGUAUAACAGUUGCUGAUCUUGUCUUCCCUUGGUUUGUUUGGAUAAUGGGCGUGUCCAUUGUCUACUCUUUUAAAGGACGAAAGAAGGACAGUUUUAAAUUGAGACUGUACCAGGUUGUGAGGCGUAGCGUCAUACUACUGGGUCUGGGACUGUUUCUUAAUAAUGACCUACUGUUAGUGCCUUGGUUUAUAGGCACACUCUGUCUAUCUCUCAUUGCCUCAUUCACUAAUGCAAGGCUCCCCUCUUUCUUUUACCUUAUGUGUAAAGCUUCACUCCUAGUAUUGUGGGCUGGAAUAUGGGUCUGCCACGGAUAUAGGCUAAGUCAUUGGCGGAUACCUGGUGUUCUCCAGAGGUUUGCUAUAGCUUAUUUUGUUGUGGCUAUGACUGAACUACUUGCUCCUAUGGUUUACAACAAGUACAAGCUGAAGUGGGAUGUGAUAUCAGUCCGUGAUCUCACGCACAAUUGGGUGCAAUGGCUAGUGAUUGUGUUUCUGGAAUCAUUGUGGCUAAUUAUCACAUUUUCUCUGAAGGCUCCAGGAUGUCCAAGGGGUUACCUUGGUCCUGGUGGUAGGGCUGAUGGUGGUAAAUACAGCAACUGUACUGGUGGGAUUGCAGGUUAUAUUGACAGCUGGAUACUAACUGAUAACCACAUAUACGGACACCCAACUUGCAAGGCUAUUUAUCAUACUGGUAGUUACGAUCCUGAGGGCAUCCUUGGAUCCAUUAAUUCAAUUGUCAUGUGCUUUUUCGGAGUUCAAGCUGGAAGGAUUCUCAUCCAUCACAAGCAGUUUGGGUCCAGAAUAGUGAGAUUUGUUGUCUGGGGACUGCUAAUGGGUGGACUUGGAACCAUACUGUGUGAAGCCACUCUUAACAAGGGAGUCAUUCCGCUUAAUAAAAACCUCUGGUCACUUUCUUUUAUACUGGUCAUUGCUGGACUAGGUUACAUACUCCUUGCUCUGUUUUACUUUAUCAUCGAUGUUAUUAAAAUAUGGAACGGGGCGCCGUUUUUUUACCCAGGAAUGAAUUCAAUACUAGUAUAUGUUGGAAGUGAGCUAUUGGAGGGAACCUUUCCUUUCGGUUGGAAAGGAAUGGAGGACUCCCACAUUGAGUUUCUCAUAUCAAACGUCAUCAGCGUCUCCCUGUGGUGUUUGGUGGCCUACUACUGGUACUUUAUUAAUUUUUUUGUUAAGAUAUGAGUGACAGUGAAAGUUAGGUUUAUACGUGUGUUUUAUUUUGUAUUUUUCAUAAAAGUUUAUGCCAAUUAUUAAA
Molecule: messenger RNA, 2416 nt
Organism: Amphimedon queenslandica
Lineage: Eukaryota; Metazoa; Porifera; Demospongiae; Haplosclerida; Niphatidae
Product: heparan-alpha-glucosaminide N-acetyltransferase-like
Exons: 19
Coding region: 16-2343 (775 amino acids)
Source: RefSeq, a predicted model, not a curated record